GCUAUGGCCACCACUUACGGCAAGCUGCCGGAGUUCUGCCCGGACUCGGGAAACAUUGACGUCUACCUAGAAAGGUUCGAACUAUUUGCGAAAGCAAAUGAAAUAGACGACGGAAAGAAGCUUGAAGUCUUCCUGACCAUAAUAGGAGAGAAGGCCUACGUGACACUGCGUAGCUUACUGCUGCCGAAAACGCCCACCGAAGUAAAGUACGAAGACGCCAAGAAGGUGCUGCAACAGCACUACGCCCUGAAGCAGUCUGUGGUCACCGAGCGAUACCACUUCUACCGGCGGAACCAGGAGUCAAAUGAAACCAUCGCACAGUUUCUUGUGGAAUUGAAGAGGCUCGCAGCGACAUGUUCUUUCGGAAAUUUCCUCCAAGAAGCGCUACGGGACCGCCUAAUUGCCGGACUACGGAGCGACACCAUCCGAUGCCGUCUUCUCGCCUUGCCCGACGACGAGGUCACCUGGGAACGGGUGUGCAAGGUAUCCACCGCCAUGGAGGCUGCACAGAAGGACACCCAGGACAUGCUGUGCGACAGCGCUGGGGCCAGCAACGCUCAACUGUACUGGCAAGGAAGCCAAGGGAAGCCUAACGCAACAAGCAAGGUACUGGAAAAAAACUAUACGCAAAAAACUGCAGUAGAGUGUCAUAGGUGCGGUGGUCAGCACGCUCCUACAAGGUGUCCAUUUUUAAAAAGUGCUUGUUUUAAGUGUUCUAAACGUGGUCAUGUCGCAAAAAUGUGCAAAACGCGAGUUGUUCAUGCUGUAGAAGUACCGGCAACAGAGCAGGAUUUGCAGGAUUUGCUGACUAUAUGUCAAACAAACAGAGCAGGCAGUCCGCCUCCCAUAGUAGUAAAAGUAAUCAUAAACGGUCACGAAGUACCGAUGGAAUUGGACACGGGGGCUGCCGUUACAAUCAUGUCUGAGAAAGACUUUGCAGAGAACUUCCCUGACCUAUCGUACAACUGUGAGGACGUAAAACUCGGAGUGUACAACGGCACCGCAAUCAAUGUAAGGGGCGUUGCCCAAGUCGAUGUGAAGUGCGGGAAGCAAAGCCACCGCCUACCACUUGUCAUUGCCAAGUAUGAAGAAGGGGUGCACAUGCCGGUGCUCCUCGGUCGUGACUGGCUCGCAAAGAUAAAAGUGAACUUGCCUGAUGCCUUGCAGAAACUGCAUGAGAAGUUCAUCUUCAGACAGGUCAAUGAGGUCGGUUUCCGAAACGACUCCGCGUGA
This is a messenger RNA of Rhipicephalus sanguineus (brown dog tick), 1233 nucleotides long. RefSeq lists its product as uncharacterized. Bases 4 to 1233 code for a protein of 409 amino acids. The transcript is spliced from 2 exons. Gene Ontology annotation, molecular function: zinc ion binding; aspartic-type endopeptidase activity; nucleic acid binding. NCBI's taxonomy places the organism in Eukaryota, Metazoa, Arthropoda, Arachnida, Ixodida, Ixodidae. Gene Ontology annotation, biological process: proteolysis. The record is from RefSeq and is a predicted model, not a curated record.